UCCUGGGAAAAAAAACCGCCACGCACCGGGGUAGACCCAGGGGAGCUAAACGAACGCACCCAAUGUAAGAUUGAUAAUAUCAUCUCGAAUCUGCUGGUACUAACAUAAACGUUUAGUAAAUGGCGUUAUGUAAAUAUAGGCCUAUACACUGAUAUUUAUACAAACAUUCACGAAGUUCGUUGGGUGAGUGAUGAUUAAUUUCGAGGUGUCAUUUCUGCUGGUUGGAGUGAUUGUACAAUUGAUGGUGUAACUUGUCGAAAAGUUUCCCCAAAUCUGAAUGACCAUGCUUUAUUUGGUCUUUUCAAUUCCACAUGCAACUGUCUCGUAUUGAUGACAAAAUAAUCGUUGUUUUGUCUUUCUUGAACAGUGUAUUUUUCAUGACGAGUCGUUCAGUCUUUGAAAAAGAUAUGUACAGAGUUAGUUCAUGUUGUACAAUUUGCAGAUUGUUGCCCAUUUUAAAUAGUUUUCCGUUUUGCUUGAGUGGAUGUGAAUCAUACGGGUAUCUGUUUGAUGUCAGUUCACAUUUGUUCAUGUCAUGUUAUAGAAAAUAAACCCAAGUCAGAUAUAUCAUGAUCUGGAGCAAUAAACUAGAUACAUGUAUAGCAACUUCCUGAAGCAGUCAGACAUGCUGGUACGUGAUACCAUGGAGCGAUGUUCCUUUUAUAGCUCCAUGGUGAUACCACGGUAGAAAUGUGUGGAUACUGGUAGUAUAGUGGUUCGUGUUAAAUAUUCAUCACCCCAUUCACACGGCGAGUGGGUUUAAUGCCGAUGUUUCCUAGGCGUAACGCGACAUCUCAUUUCAAAAGGUUGCUCACUGCAUCGGCUGAGAUUAUCUGAGCAAAGUCAAUAUGGCUACUCUCUCGUCUUUGUCGAGCAAAAUGGCUCUCUUUGCCAUAGCGAUGUUUUGUUUUCCCUAUUCUACGGAGGCAUCUAAUAUUUUGUUCAUUUCUGGAGUGGGCGGCCCGGGCAGUCAUUUCUACACGGGCUCGAUCAUUGCCGAGACGCUGGUCAAACGGGGCCAUAGUGUGACUUUCCUAAUCAGUGAUGUAUUCGGCCACCGGACAAACAGCAGCUUAGCCGACAUCUUCACGUUCGAGACGUUUUCUUCAACGGUUUCCAUAAGUGAUAUGCAGAAAAGUUUGGCGGCGUACGGAUCGUCGAGUGUAAAAGGCGAGCUGACCGGCACGUGGGGCUGGUUGAAAUUAUGGCUGUUAAACACGGCAGUCACGGCUGGCGCCAAAGCAUUGAGUGUUAAUUCAUACUUCGCAGGUGAAUGCAAUGCCACCCUAUCCGAUGAUGCCUUGAUGGGUAGACUGCGAAAUGCCCACUUCGACAUCAUUGUAGGGGACGUCGUGUACCCAUGUUACAUACUCAUAGCCCAGAAACUGAAUUUGAGAUACGUAAAUGUCAUGAAUGGGAUAAUCAUGCCGAUGGCGCACGGAAGACUUGCGGGCUUACCAAGCAAUCCUGCGUUCAUACCCGAAAUAGCCACGCAGUACACGGAUAAAAUGAACAUUUACGAACGAUUCGUAAAUGUCAUUGCGUAUGGAGUAAGUUCCCUGCUGUAUGACCACACCAUCUUGGCACCGUUUGAGAGUCUGAAGAGGUUGCAUGGGAUCCGACCUGAGACGAGUGUUUUCAGAUCGUUUGGACUGGCUGAGAUCUGGUUGAUGAACUCGGACUUCUCGGUUGAUUUCCCAAGAUCUCUAACACCGAAUGUUAUACUUGUCGGCGGGCUCACGACGUCACCAGGGGAACCUUUAGAUCCGGAGCUUGAAGACUUCAUGAAUGGAUCCGGUGAGCAUGGUGUUGUGGUUUUCACAGUUAGCUCAUACUUCAGCGCCAUAAACGCCACCAAGUGUGCAUCACUGGCCGCUACCUUUGCGCGUUUACCCCAGAGGGUGGUGUGGAAGUUCGAGGGAGAACCACCAGCUAAUGUGGCCAACAACACCAAGCUGGUUAAAUGGCUACCGCAAAACGACUUACUGGCUCAUCCCAAAACUAGGGCACUGAUCACCCAUGCUGGGCUGAAUGGUGUCUUUGAGGCCAUCUACCAUGGCGUGCCGAUCGUCGCUCUGCCGAUGGUUGGGGAUCAAUUUGACAUACUGGUGAGGAUCGAGGCGAGGAAGUUGGGGAAAGGGGUUGACAUAACUACCAUCACAGAGGAUAUCUUUCAUGAGGCCAUUGUUGAGGUGUUGGAGGAUAAACGGUAUAAAGCAAACGCUGAGAAGUGGUCACGCAUCUUCAAAGACCAACCAUCAACCCCGAGAGACAGAGCUGCUGAUUGGGUAGAGGUCAGCAUCAAAUAUGGCGGUGCCCAUCUCAGACCCAAAUCACUGGAUUUGAACUUUUUCCAGCUGAAUUCCAUUGAUGUCAUUGCUUUCCUUUGUAGUGCUUUGUUGGUAUUGGUUUGCGUGGUAUUUUUUGUCAUGAGGGCGAUGUGUCGUUUUAUGUGCUGUAGAAAUAAAACUGGAAAACUAAAGAGUGAGUAGACUGCACGCUCUCAGACGUCUCAACUUGAAAAAGAAUGUCAUUCAGUUAGUGCAACUAUUUACUUUUUACUUGAGACCCAACCGGCUCAUUUCCCAACCGGCUCUUUUCAGAGCCAGCACUCCCUCAAAAGAGAUUCAAUACAAAAGUCAUGGAUGUACCCGCAAGUUAACUAUUAUGUACAGUUUAUUCUUGUUUACAUUUGUAGAAAGAUAGUCUUUAAGCAAAUAAAGGGUUGUUUUGUUUAGCUUCAAUGUUGAAGCUCUGGAUUAAAGCUGCUGGACCUUGUGUUGUUUUUGUUGUUGUUUUUUUUGCCCAAGUUAGGCACAAACUGCUGGACCAUGUGAUGACCUUGUGAUUUUUUCAAUUUUUUGACCCAAAUUUGAUAAUUUUUUGGC
Messenger RNA from Asterias rubens (European starfish), 2888 nucleotides. RefSeq names its product UDP-glucuronosyltransferase 2C1-like. Lineage: Eukaryota; Metazoa; Echinodermata; Asteroidea; Forcipulatida; Asteriidae. The coding region runs from base 849 to 2492 and encodes 547 amino acids. The transcript has 4 exons. Gene Ontology annotation, molecular function: UDP-glycosyltransferase activity. The record is from RefSeq and is a predicted model, not a curated record.